GACAGCGGCGGGGAGCCCCAGAGGGGGAAAAGGGGGGCGGCCGGGCCCGCUCGCCGCACUCGCCGGGCAGCGCCAGCUCCGCGCACCGCCAUGGCUUCCCCGCACAAGGCCAAGGACGUCUUCUCCUCGGACGAGGAGGGCGCGGCGGCCGGCGCCGAGGAGCACCACAAAGUGAAGGUGUCGAGCCUGCCGUUCAGCGUGGAAGCGCUCAUGUCCGACAAGAAGCCGCCCCCCAAGGAGCCGCCGCUGCCCGCGGCCGGCGGCAGCGCCGACGGGGCGGCCGUGGGCACCUCCAGGAACCUGCUGCUGGCGGGCCACGGCUCCCGGGACGCGCACAGCCCGCCCGGGGCGCUUACAAAAACCUUCGACACCGCCUCGGUCAAGUCGGAGAACUCGGAGGACGGCUCGUCCUGGAUCCCUUCGGAGGCCGGGAGAUAUUCCCCGCCGCCAAGACACCUGAGCCCCACUGCCUGCACCCUGAGGAAGCACAAGACCAACAGGAAGCCCCGAACCCCAUUCACCACCUCCCAGCUGCUGGCUCUGGAGCGCAAGUUCCGCCAGAAGCAGUACCUGUCCAUCGCCGAGAGAGCCGAGUUCUCCAGCUCCCUCAACCUCACAGAGACCCAGGUCAAAAUCUGGUUCCAGAAUCGGAGGGCCAAGGCCAAGAGACUGCAGGAGGCCGAGCUGGAGAAGCUCAAAAUGGCAGCCAAGCCCAUGUUGCCCUCGGGGUUCAGCCUCCCUUUCCCCAUCAACUCCCCCAUCCAGGCUGCCUCCCUGUACGGCACAUCCUACCCUUUUCACAGACCUGUGCUUCCCAUCCCGCCCGUUGGACUCUACGCCACUCCCGUUGGAUACAGCAUGUACCACUUAUCCUAAGAAGAUUCGACAGACAAAGCCUCAGACAGACAGACAGACAGACAGACUUCCUGGUGGAUCCUGUCCAGCCCUGAGAAGGCAGAACCCCAACCAGUACUGGCCAUUCCUUCUGCACGCUUCUAUCUGGCAUCCUGAGUUGUCUGGGAGUUUGCUACGGGUUGGGCGUCUCCUGAGAGUGCUCUGAGCACCCAGUCUGCUCCUCAAAGCAAAAAAAAAAAACACAAAAAAAGCAUAAAAAUCAACAAAAAAAAUAUUUGUGAGUAAAUGUGUAGGGGUUUUAUCCAGUGCGGGUAAAACUGGGUUAAAAAAGAGUGGGUGAAAAAGCAAAUUUAUUAUACGGAGGCAGAAAUUCCCUGACACCUUCCUGGCAGGGCCCAAUGGGUUUAAAAUAAGAGGAGUGAGUGCCCUCGAGCCUUGCUCUAAGUUACCAUCACUUCACCUGGGGGCAGGGGGGAGGGAAAUAAAAAGGUCUAAUCGAAGUUUUGUUGUUUGGUUGUUUUUUUGAAGACAGCAGAGCCCGUAGCUAGAGACGUGUAAAUAGAAACUGGAGCCGGUAGAGUCUCAGUGAAGUUCAGAGCCAGCAAAUUCCUGCAUUUCUGGGGGGAGGGCAAAGUUUUGCAUCCCAAACCUCGGCGAGAUGAGCAGCAGGGCCCCUAAAUGUAGAGCCCAGCUUUGCCCAGCGUGGCUCCUGUAAUGCCUUUCUGUGUAUAAAUAGCUUCAGCCUUUGUAAAGCACUGGCAGGGGAGGUGAAGAGCAAGGGAGGGUUCUUAGGCACGCUGGGUUUUAUCUCUUCCUAUUGGCAUGCUUAGAAAUUUUUGGCUGCAGCCAGGUAAUCUUGGCUCUGCAGUGCUCUUGGAAAAGCUGGAGAGAGGGGAGAAAGACGUGGGUUGUUCCCAUAAAGGAUUGUUGAAUCCUUCUGGGGGAUGUUAUGGGGUUUUUAUUAUUUGUAUUUGCCACAGCUUGUGUUAAAGAGAAGAACCCUGUGAGUUUUCUUCCUUUCUGAGGAUGCCAAUAGAAGUGACUCGUGCUUUAAGCCCUUCUAAAGAGAGAUCCGGGUGUCACAAUCAGCCCCACGAGCAGGACAGAGGUGAUAGAGACUGUGUGACCUGCCUGUCCCCGUGGGAGCUCUGGCAGCAGCUUCCCCAGGCUUCUCCUUGUAACUCUUGUAUUAUUUGUAUUACUCUUGCUAAACUUUAUGAGGAAGUUACUCCCAAGGCUGUGGAGCACUGAAGUCAGAGCUUCUCCCUGGAUUUAUUUUCUUAGCAUGCUGUUGUGGAGCAAAGAAAUGAAACAAAAAAAAAAAAAAAAAAAAAAAAAAGAGAAAAAAUCAGAAAACAAAAAUUGGGAAAAAAAAAAAGCCACGAGGUUUUGCUGGUUUUGGUUUGUUUUGACCCAGGCAUUGAUGCUGCCUGGGACCCACUAUAGAUGAACUUCCUCUCUCCCUUCCCCUCACCCCUGAUCUCCCAUUAGAGGAGAAUCCCUUUGAAAGGGAUGCCUUGUACAAUUUUAUAUAUUUUAUGGAAGAUUUAUUAUUUCUUAUCUCUUAUUUCGAAUUAAAUUAAAAAAGAAAAAACA
Messenger RNA from Haemorhous mexicanus (house finch), 2451 nucleotides. It is a transcript of the gene MSX2, whose product is annotated as msh homeobox 2. Gene Ontology annotation, biological process: embryonic morphogenesis; regulation of transcription by RNA polymerase II. The record is from RefSeq and is a predicted model, not a curated record. Gene Ontology annotation, cellular component: nucleus. Gene Ontology annotation, molecular function: RNA polymerase II transcription regulatory region sequence-specific DNA binding; DNA-binding transcription factor activity, RNA polymerase II-specific. NCBI's taxonomy places the organism in Eukaryota, Metazoa, Chordata, Aves, Passeriformes, Fringillidae. The transcript is spliced from 2 exons. The coding region runs from base 91 to 876 and encodes 261 amino acids.